GUCAGUCAUGGGUCGCCCUGCGAGUCAGAUGUGGACAUGGAUCCUUUGUGUCCUUUGGUGUGGGAUAUCUGUUGCUCAACCAGCUACAGUACCACAUUACAUGGUGACCAUACCUGCAGUUCUUGAGGCUGGAGCUGAGACUAAAUUCUGUGUGAACCUCUUGGAGCCCAAUGAAAUGUUGGCUAUGACUGUCACUUUGAGGUCCCAAGACAAGAACACAACUCUGUAUGAGAAGACCUCCAGCACAGAGUUUCAUGACUGCAUUCAGUUUCAGGUUCCUUUAGUAACAAAUGAAGAGGUGCAGACAUUUGAGGUGGAGGUACGAGGAAACACAUUUCACUCAAAAGAAGCCAGAAAAGUCAUGAUCAAAGCCUAUCAACCAAAAACUUUUAUCCAAACGGAUAAACCCAUCUACCUCCCUGGACAGACGGUGCAUUUCAGAGUUGUCACACUGGACUCCAAGUUAAGACUUGCCAAUGAGCUGUAUAACAUCAUCAAGCUGGAGGAUCCCUUUGACAACAGGAUUGGACAGUGGCUCAAUGAAACGUCCAAUAGCAAAAUACUACAGCUUUCUUAUUCCCUGAACUCUGAGGCUCGUGAAGGAACUUACAAAAUCGUUGUCUCAGUAGGUGAAAGAAAAACACAUCACAGCUUCAAGGUGGAAAAGUAUGUUUUGCCCAAAUUUGCCACAACGAUAAAUGUUAGAGAUGAAGUAAGUAUUGGAUCAGAAGAAUUUGAUGCUGAAGUAUGUGCAAAGUACACAUACGGACAGCCAGUGCCAGGAAGUAUUACGGUUAAAGUGUGCCGACCUUUUAGGUACCAUUAUUUGGGUAUGCAAUCAAGACACCCAGAAGAAUUUGAAGCAACUCCACUAUGCGACACAAAAACAAAGGAGACAGAUAAAACAGGGUGUGCUACAUUUGAAUUCAAGAUGUCUGCUUUCACCAAAAUUGACCAAAAGAUAUUGCAUGAUCAACUGGAGGUGGGUGCCACAGUGGACGGCCCGGAGACCAUCCAGAAUGAGGCCAGAGUUCAGGUGGACGAGCUAGAAAUUGUCCAGAGCGAGGUCGGAGUUCAGGCGGAGGCCACAGGGGAGGCUGCGGCAACAGAUGAGGAAACUGUACAGGAGGCAGAGAUGAUUGGUGUGAUGGCAGAAGACAAAGCAAUGAUGAUGGGAGUUGUGGCAGGAGUCGGAUCAGUGAUGAUGGGUGUGACGGCUAAAGUGGAACCAAUUAUGAUAGGGGUGUCUACAGAGGCAGACGGCGAUGAUCAAGAGGUGGAGACUGCAGUAGAUGGUGAGAGUUCUACAGCUGAACCCUCUGAAGACUCAGGGACCUCUGAAGACUCAGUGACCUCUGAAGACUUGGAGACCUCUGAAGACUCAGGGACCUUUGAAGACUCGGGGACCUCUGAAGACUCUGGGACUACUGGAGACUCAGGGACCACUGGAGACUUAGGGACCACUAGAGACUUAGGAACCCCUGGAAAUUCGGGAACCACUGGAGACUCUGGAACCAAUGAAGACUCUGGAACCACUGGCAACUCGGAAACCACUG
Molecule: messenger RNA, 1556 nt
Organism: Nematolebias whitei (Rio pearlfish)
Lineage: Eukaryota; Metazoa; Chordata; Actinopteri; Cyprinodontiformes; Rivulidae
Product: ovostatin-like
Exons: 11
Molecular function (GO): endopeptidase inhibitor activity
Source: RefSeq, a predicted model, not a curated record